AUGAGGGUUUUAGGAAUAAUUAUCCUCGCCGUGCUCCUCCUCUUCACUCCACCGUCAACAGCGGAGAUCCAAUCACGGAAUAUCCGAUGGAAUGACCAAUAUUUGAUAUUAUUUGAGGAGUUUGAGUUCACAAAUACCGGUUUUGUCUCAGUCGCGAUCUCCAACGUGUCGGUCAUCUCCCCCUAUGAUUUUGAUCCUUCAAGUAUGGGUUUCUUCCUUGUCCAAUCAGACUUGAAAGAACUCGCCCUCCAAUUAUUUAACCGUAAAUUCUGCGUAAUGAAUUCCAGACUCAUCUCACCUCUCUUUACGUUCCAAAAUCUCUCAUGUCCUUAUUCUUCAUUCAACAUGACGUACCCUACGCCAUAUCCCAAUAUGUUAUCCCUCUACUACGCCAAUUGCAACGACAAAACCUACGUUACCAUGGACGUCCGCACAGAGCUCUACAACACAGUUAACGACACUACAAAGAUCUAUCUGUCACUAACACAGCUCCCGUCGUUUUACUUCAAAUUCUCUCUCGUUUAUUUGUUUUUUCUAGGGUUUUGGAUCUUCUUGUGCUUCAAGAACAAAAAAUCUAUUUGCAUGGUUGAUUUACUAAUGGGUGGGUUGCUUGUUGUGAGUGUGCUUCUAUUGAUUAGUAAGUCUAUGGAAAAACACUAUGUGGAGGUUACAGGUACUCCUCAUGGAUGGGAUACCAUGGUUUACACAUUACAGUUUUUCAGGAUUGUGUUCUUGUUCGCUGUGAUCACAUUGAACUCUACCAGAUGGUCUUGCUUGGAAGGUCAUGAGGUAUUCGUAAUGUUGUUUUGCCUCGGGAUUUUUCUACUUUUGACUUUGUUGUCUUAUUUACCUUCCCUUAUAAUAAGGGAUGACACCUCUUCUGAAGAAUGGAUCCCUUUCUGUCUUGAGAUGAUGAUGCGCAUCUUUGGUAUUUUGUUCCCAAUUUUCAUGUCGAUUAGGUCGUUGGACCAUGCUUCUUAUAUGACUGACGAUAAGGUUUUUAAGAGUUUGGUAGUGUUUUGGACGUGCUUUUUAAUUGUGGCUACGGGAUAUUUGUUCUAUUGGAGGAUUCCUAUUUUUGUAGUGAAGGUCUCUUUAGGUUACAAGUACUACCGGUGGGUGUCUAUUGUGGGAGAAGAAAUAUGCAAUCUUUUGUUUUAUAUGGUGAUGUUUUACAUGUUUAGUCGUUUGAGGAAGAUGAUAGAAUUCUUUGUUCUUGAAGCUAAAGAUGAAGAAAACAAACAUGAUAGCUAUCGGGGAUGGUGA
Lactuca sativa (garden lettuce) is the source of this 1266-nucleotide messenger RNA. The record is from RefSeq and is a predicted model, not a curated record. NCBI's taxonomy places the organism in Eukaryota, Viridiplantae, Streptophyta, Magnoliopsida, Asterales, Asteraceae.